AUGUACCCGUUUCAACUCAAGCCUGAAGCUGUCAACACGAUCGAGCCAAUGGGGUUGGAGAAAUUGAUGGCCCUUGUCGCCUCACAAACCAUUUUUAAUUCGAUAAACAUCGAGCCUUACAUCUACAUUUGCAUGCGCAUCUUCGAUCACUAUGGGGCGUCCCGCUUUUUGCAGGAAGGUCUCGAAAGGGCAGAGGAAUGGGUAACAAUGACGAGUAUUGACAACGAGGAUCGUACCCGCCGUUUUGAGAUCAUGAGCCUACUGUCUGCCAAGCUUCAUCAGCGAAGAUACCUGUUAGAGGAUGUACCGUUGCUGAACGAAGGCCAUCCAGACCCGGCGACACACGAAGACAGUCAAAGAGAGGCGCACGCCCUACUGGUCAAAUCUACUACGCUGCUACGAGACUAUCAAAGCCACGGCCAUAACGAAAGUUUGGAGCAGGCUAUCUUGGAUGGGAGGCGAUCCAUCAGCCUGACUCCGAUCAGUCACCAGUACCUGCACUCCACCAUCAGCAACGUCGGUGUGAUGUAUGGCCGCAGGUAUGAGAAGCAUGGAGAUGUCACCGAUAUCGACCAGGCAGUGAAGAUGGCAGACUUGGCUUUGAUGGUUUUACCAGCUACAGAGAACGGGUCUCGGCUAUCUCGACUCAUCAACCUUGGUAGCUGGCUAGGCCGACGAUUCAUCGCACGAAGUGAGCUACAAGACCUUACAAGAGCGAUCAACAUAAUGGAAGAGGCUUUGAAAUUGGCCUCACACGGGCCCGAAGAGGCCUCCGUAUCGGCGAAUCUAGGCAAUCUGCUGCAAGAUAGAUACGUUCAAUCAGGCGCGGUAGAGGACUUCAAUCGAGCCGUUGAUAUGGCUGAAAGUGCAGUCAUUGCAAUGCACAGUGGGGAGAGCAAGCACUUUACACUACAAGAUGUCCAGGUUGGACUCAUGCUGCGAGUGAAAAACCGCUACAGGACGUUUGGUAUCUUGAAAGACCUCGAUCGUGCCAUCGAACUUGGAGAGGACAUCGUUUCGAGUACUCCAAACGAACACAUGCGUUACAACACGCGCUUGAGUGAGCUCUCAUCCAUUUACACUCUUCGAUACGAAAAGAGAAGGAACGUGGAGGACCUGCGCCGAGCCUUCGAACUACACGAGACCACGGCCGACCUCCCUACUUUUGGCGAUAGGCCAUAUGCCAGCAUGUACAAGGCACGCCGGGCAGACUUGCUGAGUCUCCGCUUUUGUCAUCCUGGAGGGCCAUCUGAUCGGAAUGAUAUUGACCAAGCCGUAUCUCUGGCUGAGGAAGUUCCUCCGAUGAUCAAUGGAAAGGACCUCGAGUACCGCAAUGCUCUCAUCAACUUAGGAACCAUAUGCGCUAUCCGACACGACAAGUAUGGUGAAGUAGCGGAUCUGAGCAGAGCGAUUGAAGUCUGUGAGAUCGCUGCAUCGUUGAUGCCAGAAGAUGCAGUCGAACGAUGCGGUGUUUACUUCAACUUGGGCAAAUGGUAUUCGGAACGCUAUCAGGCGUACCAGAACGACCGUGACUUGCAGAAAGCGCUCGCAGCGUACCAGGAUGGAUUAGCGAGCAAGAACAGCCAGCCGCGAUGGCGGUUACAUGCUUCACGCCGCGUGGCCGACAUACUAUUCGAGCGAUCUGAAUGGUCUGAAGCUUACGACGUCUUGAAAGAAGCUGUUCAGACUAUGUCGCUUGUCAGUCCGCGGUUUCUUGAGAACACUGAUAAACAAGACCAGCUCGGAGAGUUUGAAGGUUUAGCGUCUAUGGCUGCAGUUGCUGCCCUGAAUGCAGGCCAGACACCACAUCACGCUUUGGAACUCCUGGAAAUGGGUCGGGGCAUCAUAUCGGGGCUCCUUUUUGGUACGAGAUCUGGUGUUACCGACCUCGGCAUAGCCGAUGAGAAGCUGGCUAGUGAGUUUGAGUUUUACAAGGACCUUCUGGACCCGCCGCCAAGCGCUCUCUCCAUCACUUCUGCGGAUCACGGGAAUGCUGCUGCUGCGCCGGAUCGCUUGAGACGACAUCAAGAGAACAGCGAAAGACUGGACUCAAUCAUAGCGGCCAUACGGAACAUACCUGGACAAGAAAGGUUCCUCUUACCACCCUCGGAAUCCGAGAUCAUGGCGGCAGCCGUGAGAGGCCCGAUCGUGAUCAUCAACGUCAACGAAUAUCGUUGCGACGCUUUCAUUGUCGAGACUCAUCGAAUACGUUUGGAGAGCCUUCCUCUACUGAUCGCGGGCGAGAUCCAAACCCGAUUCCUAGAGCAAGGUCUCAAGACGACAUCAUUAGAAGCACUGAAAAUAUCUCAGUAG
This is a messenger RNA of Alternaria viburni, 2313 nucleotides long. RefSeq lists its product as uncharacterized. The record is from RefSeq and is a predicted model, not a curated record. Gene Ontology annotation, molecular function: protein binding. Bases 1 to 2313 code for a protein of 770 amino acids. The transcript has 3 exons. NCBI's taxonomy places the organism in Eukaryota, Fungi, Ascomycota, Dothideomycetes, Pleosporales, Pleosporaceae.